Hansenula ciferrii is the source of this 1623-nucleotide messenger RNA. RefSeq names its product MFS transporter (gene CHR5). Gene Ontology annotation, biological process: xenobiotic detoxification by transmembrane export across the plasma membrane. Bases 1 to 1623 code for a protein of 540 amino acids. The transcript has a single exon. Lineage: Eukaryota; Fungi; Ascomycota; Saccharomycetes; Phaffomycetales; Wickerhamomycetaceae. The record is from RefSeq and is a predicted model, not a curated record. Gene Ontology annotation, molecular function: fluconazole transmembrane transporter activity.
AUGGAACAUAAUCAAUUUGAAAUAUUCCUUAGAAAUACCGUGUUUGGUAGAUUAUCUUAUCACAUCUCCAAAGGUAAAAUUUUCAAACAUGAUGAUGAAUAUGAUGAUUAUGAAAUCCCCACUAAAUUUUCAAACGCCAAUGAAGAAAUAAUUGUUGAUUGGGAAGAUUCCAAUGAUUUAGCAAAUCCAAGAAAUUGGUCAUUACUAUCAAAAACCAAUUUCGUUCUUUUAAAUGCAAUAGUUUGUUUAUCAGUUUAUAUUGGAGCUGCAAUUUAUACACCAGGUAUUGAAAUCGUGGAAAAGGAAUUAAAUGUCUCCAAAACGGUGGCAACUUUACCUUUAACAUUUCUCGUUAUAGGUUAUGGUAUUGGUCCUUUAGUUUUUGGUCCAUUAAGUGAACAUCCUAAAAUUGGUAGAUUACCAGUUUAUUUCAUUACAACUUUUAUAUUUAUGAUUUUACAAAUCCCUACUGCUUUAGUCAAUAACAUUACUGGAUUUAUUAUCUUAAGAUUUAUUGCUGGUUUUUUUGCAGCUGCUCCACUUGGUAUUGGUCCUGCUGCAAUUUGUGAUGCUUUAACAAUCCCAUAUGGUCCAAUUGGUAUUGGUAUUUGGUCAAUUUCUGCGGUAUCAGGCCCAUCGUUUGGUCCUUUAGUUGGUGCUAUUUUAACAGUUAAAAAUAAUUGGAAAUGGGGGUUUUGGUUCUUGUGUAUAUUUGAUGGGAUAUCUUUAUCAUUAAUGUUUUUUUUAUUCCCAGAAUCAUAUGAAAAGACAAUAUUAUACAAGAAGGCCUUAAGAUUGAAAUCAAAAACAGGAAAUUCAAAUAUUACAUCAAAUGGUGAAUUAGAAUUAUCUAAAUUAAAGAACACAAUUGCUAUAAUCAAAGAUACAUUAUGGAGACCAAUUGAAAUGACCAUAACAGAACCUGUUGUUUUAUUAAUCCAUAUAUAUACUUCAUUGAUGUAUGCACUUAUGUAUUUAUGGUUUGAAGCUUUCCCAAUUGUUUUCGCUGAAAUUAAAGGUUUUACAUUAAUCUUAAUGGGAUUAUCAUUUUUAAGUUUAUUUGUUGGUACAAUUAUAGGUGUUCUCAUUUAUAUACCAUGGACUUUGAAAAUUUUUACAAGAAAAGUUCAAAAAGAUGAAACUAUUGAACCAGAAGUUUUUUUACCAAUGACUAUUUUAGGUUCAAUUUUAAUGCCAGUUGGGUUAUUUAUAUUUGGUUGGACAUCAUCACCAGAGAUCCAUUGGUUUAUACCAAUGAUUGGUUCAGGUGUUUUCGCAAUUGGUGCUUAUAUUGUUUUCCAAUGUUUAUUUAAUUAUUUAGGUAUGUCAUUUUGGAGAUACAUGGCUUCAGCAUUUUCAGGUAAUGCAUGUAUGAGAUCAAUACUUGGUGGUGCUUUUCCUUUAUUUGGACGUGCAUUAUUUAAAAAUCUAGGUCCUAAUAAGAAAUUUCCAGUUGGUUGGGGUUCAAGUAUUCUUGGAUUUAUAACUGUUGUUAUGAUUGCAAUUCCUGUGGUUUUUUAUCUUAAUGGUCCUAAAUUAAGAGCUAGAUCUAAAUAUGCUGGUGUGGCUGAAGAAGAAACGAAGGAUAUUGAAACAUCUGAUAAAGAAUUAGAAUCUGUUUGA